Messenger RNA from Drosophila takahashii, 4711 nucleotides. It is a transcript of the gene wdb, whose product is annotated as serine/threonine-protein phosphatase regulatory subunit widerborst. Gene Ontology annotation, cellular component: cytosol; protein phosphatase type 2A complex; nucleus. Lineage: Eukaryota; Metazoa; Arthropoda; Insecta; Diptera; Drosophilidae. The record is from RefSeq and is a predicted model, not a curated record. Gene Ontology annotation, molecular function: protein phosphatase activator activity. Gene Ontology annotation, biological process: protein dephosphorylation; signal transduction.
CACAGGAUCAGGAUCGGAGCAACGUAGAAGCUAAGCGAGAGUAUUAACCACAGAGUAAGGCGCAUCGCAAAUGCAACAAUCCCUCCAGUAAACAAUACAAAAAUCAACAAGAGCAAACAAAAAGAAACAGUAAACGAAUUUAAGAAGCAAAAGCGGUUCAAGAGGAAUAUAACAAAUUUAACGCCCCCCGAGUGUCCGUUUGAUAAAUGCCAAGAUAAGUCGUUACCGCUUUAAUACCGCCAUCAACAUUACCCAGCAACAGAAGCUGAUCCAGCAACUCGAGCAACAGCAGCAGCAGCAGGCGAUCGCUUUCAAGGGGAAGAAACAGAAAAACAAGAAGAAAUUGCAGUUGCAGCAGCCGUUGCAGUUGCAGUUGCAUAUUGAUCAGGAAGCGAACGGCGGAUCAGUAGUAGAGCUGUUACCCAAGGGUAGCGAUAACAAUUGCAAGACGCCAAACUCAACCGCCAAAGUCGCCAACAUAACACAUAAAAUUUUCGGUUGGCUACGCAAAUCACGCAACAAACGGCCAGUCGAGAUCCUCAACAGCGAUUUCGGCGAAGACGGCGACGAGGGCGUUGGCGAGGGCAAAGGCCAAGGAGGCGCAGGCGAGGGAGGAGGAGCAGGAGCAGCUGCCAGUGCAGCUGGCGAUCAAUUUUCAGUGGCAAGCGUUAAAAACAAAGCCGGCAAGCUGAAUACCACACAGACAGCCACGGAGACCGCCAUCGAUUCAAACGAACCCAAAUCUGAAAAGAUGUCAUCGGGCACGUUUGUGGAUCGAAUCGACCCGUUCGCCAAACGUUCGCUCAAGAAGAAGGGUAAAAAGAGUCAAGGUUCCUCGCGCUACAGAAAUUCUCAGGAUGUUGAGCUGCAGCAAUUGCCGCCGUUAAAAGCCGAUUGCUCCAGCCUAGAACAGGAGGAGCUGUUUAUACGGAAGCUGCGCCAGUGUUGCGUAUCCUUUGACUUUAUGGAUCCCGUUACGGAUUUGAAGGGCAAGGAAAUCAAACGGGCCGCGCUCAAUGACCUAUCCACCUAUAUAACACAUGGGCGCGGUGUGCUUACGGAACCGGUUUACCCGGAAAUAAUUCGCAUGAUUUCUUGCAACCUAUUUCGCACGUUGCCGCCCAGUGAGAAUCCCGAUUUCGAUCCCGAGGAGGAUGAUCCGACACUAGAGGCUUCCUGGCCACACCUGCAGCUGGUGUACGAGGUGUUCUUGCGGUUCCUGGAGUCCCAGGAUUUCCAAGCGACUAUCGGCAAGCGUGUGAUUGAUCAAAAGUUCGUUUUGCAGCUGUUGGAGCUUUUCGAUUCGGAGGAUCCUAGGGAGCGGGACUUUCUGAAGACGGUGUUGCAUCGCAUAUAUGGAAAAUUUUUGGGACUGCGGGCUUUUAUACGAAAACAAAUCAAUAACAUAUUCUUGCGAUUUAUUUACGAGACGGAGCACUUCAAUGGAGUCGGUGAGCUUUUGGAGAUCCUUGGCAGUAUCAUCAACGGAUUCGCACUGCCCCUGAAGGCCGAACACAAGCAGUUUCUGGUUAAGGUCCUAUUGCCGCUGCACAAAGUCAAAUGCCUGUCGCUCUACCACGCUCAACUGGCGUAUUGCAUUGUACAAUUCCUAGAGAAGGAUCCAUUCCUUACCGAACCGGUGGUGCGUGGCCUGUUAAAGUUCUGGCCCAAGACGUGUUCCCAGAAGGAGGUCAUGUUCCUGGGCGAGAUCGAGGAGAUACUUGAUGUGAUCGAUCCGCCGCAGUUUGUCAAGAUCCAGGAGCCGUUGUUCCGCCAGAUUGCAAAAUGCGUGUCAAGUCCACAUUUUCAGGUUGCUGAGCGAGCUCUUUACUUGUGGAACAAUGAGUACGCCAUGUCGCUGAUCGAGGAGAACAAUGCGGUCAUCAUGCCCAUCAUGUUCCCGGCCCUUUAUCGCAUCAGCAAGGAGCACUGGAAUCAAACCAUCGUGGCGCUUGUCUACAACGUUCUGAAGACGUUCAUGGAGAUGAACUCGAAGCUGUUCGAUGAGCUGACCUCCAGCUACAAAGCGGAGCGGCAAAAGGAAAAGAAACGUGAGCGGGACCGCGAGGAGCUGUGGAAGAAGCUGCACGAACUCGAAUCCAAUCGUUCUAGUGGGCGCACCGCCGGCGGCAGCGCUACGACAUCGAACAGCGCUUCUACCGCGGCGUCAACGUCCCUGCAGCCACCCAGCACCGCUGGCCUGAACUCUCAUCAGCAGCAGUCGAAUAGCAGCAGCAGCGGCAGCCUGUCCAGCGGCGGAGCCGGCGGCGACAAUAAUCCUGCGACCACAAAUGCGAAAAUCAAACAGGAUAAGGCGGACAACUAAGCAGCAUCAACGCAAGGCGCGCCCGAAACUAACAAUAAAACAAAAACAAAAGCAAAAACCAACAUCAGUAAGAGCAGCGUAAGCGUAACGCGCGUUAUUCGAUAUCCGUAAACGUAAACGUCAGAGAGACAGCAGCAACCACACAUCUAAAGGAGAAAUAAAUAGUUAUACUAAACCACACAUAUGCUAAACUUUAAAACCAGAAAAUAUAAAACUAAAAUGUAUACUCGAUUGACAAGACACCAACCAAGCUCUGAACCCCAGGAGGACGCUUGGGCGGCUGUUGAAGAGAGGAGGUAGAACCGAAAUCUGGAGCGGGAGCUGAAUCAGAUCCCGGGGCGUGUGUGUGUUAAGAAGGCUUGAGUGCGGCAUAAAAAAAGAAUGAAAUCUUUAUAAAUAAUGUAUCUUACAACUACAGCAACACACACUCACACACACACACGUGCGCGACACGUAUAAAUAUAUAUUACAAAAAGAAGAAAAAUAAUUAUUAAUUACGUUUAAGCGAAAAACAAGUUGAAUAAAGAGAAAUCAUGUUAGUAAGUGAAAAAGUGCAGAAGAGCGAUAAAACUAUAACGGACGAUUGACGAUUGUUGAAGCGCAUUGAAUAUUAUUAACUAAACAUAUUGCUAACUAGCAUAGAUCAGCCAUCCUAUCCCCGCCACCCACAAACACAACAACCUAGAUGUUCACUUGCUAAGUAUUUGCGUUCAUUUGAAAUGUGUAAAAUAGUUGAAACUGCGCUGCAUCCUCAGAUUUUGAUUUUUUUUUUCUCUCAAUUUCUCCAUAGAACGGCGUGUCUUAGUCCAGAUUUCCCACUGAAUUGUAUAUAAAAUAACCGAGAGAACUGUGCUCCCUCCCCCUUGAAACCCAGAAUGAAACUUUGUUACUUAGCUUUAAGUGUUGCACACUCCGUCAAGACUUCUCGAAAACAGAAAUUCCAACAAUUCCCGCUAAAUGCCUGCGCAGUUACGAUGUUACGCGAUGCAAGAACAAGAAAACAAAAAGCCAAGUUUUAGUACAUUGUUGAAGUGUCUGCUAAACGGGCCAAGAUAGACAGGGAGCCGGCAUAAAUCUAUAAAUAAUUAAGAAUACAAUUAACUACCAUAACGUACGAUAAACGCUGAUCUAUAUGAAUGUAUGUAAAAACAAAAAUAUAUAUCUCCAAGCUGAGGAAUAGGCGCAUGCGCGGUAAAAUGAAUACAAAUAUUGAGUAUCGAGCAUUGUAAAAAGGAUAAGCUAGAGAAACCAACAACCAGGCAAAAACGAUAGUUUAUAGAACAAGGUUAUGGAAAAUUCAGCUUGGCAUAGUCUCUACCCCUCACCCCAUAUGAUAAUUGGCAUCUUGCGAAACAUUUCCACAGUCCACUCCAGGCUCGAUGCAUCUAUGAUAUCCUUUGAAUAUCUCUGAGGAAAGCGGUCCAGUAUCCGGUGGUAUCCCACAUAGUUUUGCAAAUUCCUUUCGGACUCUUCUCCUCGAUUUAAUAACUAACUUAAUUUCAAUCCUCACGGAAAUGCGCACAAUUGUCAUUCGAUUUGCUAAACAAUACUUUCAAUUGUAAAUAAUGUAGCCAAGUUAAAGGUGGGCAAUACUUUUGGACCGCUUUCCCAGCAUUCUCACUAUCACUCUCACUCACUCACACUUAGCCGCACUCAUAGUAAGGAAAUAUAUAAAAUUUAUAUAUGAAAUAUACUAUGCAUAUGUAUGUUUGUUCAUUCAACUCUCACGCCCAUUACAAAGUAUAGAAGCAUGCAUUAUAGGAGCCAGAAAAAAGAAGAAAACUAGGAGCAGAGGCGGCGAUAGGGAAUAUCCACUAAUGAAUGUCUCUCAUUAGGCGAAACCGCAAAAGUUCAUAUAAUAUUAAAGAUAAUUGUGUCUGUGAAUCGUGAGUUAUUAUACACAUAUAUAUGUAUACAUAUAUUGCAAACAAAACAAAAACUGGAAAAUAAGAAAAAAAAAGUAUAAAAAAAUCUAAAGGAAACGUAAAAGUUAGCGUUAUUAUUAAAUAUGUUUGUAAAACGUCAAAAAUAUGCAACAAUACAGAAGCGAGGGAAGAGCAGCGUAUAAAGUGCAUCAACUAAAGAGUCAUCGGCUAGAGCAGAGAGUAUAUUUCGAAAACAAAAAUUGAACCUAUGGACUAAAUACUAAGCAACGUGUGUAAGAAAGUUUUGCAUCUUUAUAUUAGCGUGUAAUUAAAAAGAAAAUAGCUAAACAAAGCCCAAGCCUAAACAGCAAUUACAACUAGAGCUACUACAAAGAACCCACGAUUAUCAUCCCCCUCCCAUUGAGAAGCAAUAGCGAUCAGAUCAGAUCAGAUAACCCCGAGCGUUAGGACCUACUGCCUUUAAAGAUCCCAAGAAGAACACCAAAAAUAAGAAGAAAAA